AUUUGUCAAGAGCGAAAAUUCUUUUGAAGACAAAAUUACAAGUUAAUAGGCGAUUGAUGUUUUAUGAAUACCAAAUGGCUUUAAUAGACGAGAGUGCACAGCAAUGUCUUUAUUAUGCGAUGGCGGGUUUUAUGGGAUUUGUUUGUGGUGCCUACUAUCAACAGGAGAUGUCGAUACGUCAGCUCUUCGGCAUGAUCCGAAGCGAUCCUAAUAUUUUUCACCAGCGCCAAAAGCUAUAUCCUAUUUUAUCGACAUUUCGAACCGAUCAUGAGGCGCGACUCUGGAAGCGUUCCACAUGUGUUUCGGAUAAAAUUCGAAAUUGUCUCAUAUUCUCGCUAUAUGAUAGCAUUAGUUCACUGCUUUUCGAUAGGAAGCCACCAGUAUAUACACCUGAUCUCUUGGAUUUAAUAAAAUAUGGAUUGCCCAGCAACGAGAAUCUGUAUGUGCACAAGGAUUACAUUGUAUCGCAGGACCUGCGUACCAAUGCUCCCAAAUGGAUUUGCGAGCAUUUGAGGGGAAACUUUCGCCGAUUAACCACAGACGAUGCCGAGGGGGAUUCACUGCAUCUGCGCUACAAUGAUGUCUUUGUGCUGAGCUGUGGAGGUACACGGCAUUGCAAGGCCUUUCAACGUGAGAUCUGGCGCAAAUUGGAACAACACGUCACCCGAAUGACGGAGAAAUAUGAUUCGGUGUAUGCCUACACCGGUCCAAUGUAUUUGCCCACUCGACGGCCGGGAGAGAAUUGGUCGCUGGAAUAUCAAAUUGUCGACUGGAUACCGUUGCCAAUGCCAUCGCACUUCUUCAAGAUAUUGAUUAUAGAUCCCAAGAUACCGGAUAGUACGCCGUAUAUGGAGGGCUAUAUUAUUGAUAAUAAGAACACUACGACGAGCAGCAGCUGCGAACUGCAGCAUCAUUUGUGUGAUAUCGGGGAAAUUGAGCGGCAUACGGGUCUGCGAUUUUUCGAGGGAAUGCAGUCGGUAGUGCGUUUCGAGAAGGAAAAGUGUAAAGCUGACAGGAUAACGCGAUUUCAGUAUCUAAGUGAAUCUUUUGAUUCGCUGCACGACGCGUCGUUUCCAAACUAAAACUUCAAAUUAAAAGCGCGAGUUAUGUACUCAGAGCUUUCGUUCUCUUCAUUUGACAUCUAACAAGAGAGAGAGAUCACAAGCUCUCUCAAUCACGUACCACACAUAAAAAGCUUUUGAGCUCACUUCUAGAGCAGAUGCGAGCAAGAACGCUACAAGAAAACCAAACUGAAGUCAUAAGAAAAUAAAGUGAAUUAAUAAAAAAAUAAAUAAAACAUAAAUUUUAUUUAAAACAAUAUUAACAUAACACUGUUAACAAAACUGGCGCAGCCGACGGAGUAACCAAAAACAUUAAAAUACCCACUUAAGUGCAGUGUUGAGUGAAUUGGUGCUUGUGCAAAUUACAUACAUACAUACUUACCUUGUGCAAAAGACACAUAACCUGAAAAGGCACGUUUUCUUAAAACAUACCGGCUAACGAAAAGAAAAAGACUCGCAAAAGUGUGUUCAGAAAGAAAGAAAAAAAAAAAAAAAAAAGGAAGAAAAGUAAAGAAAGACUGGCAAAAGUGUGUUCAGAAAGAAAGAAAAAAAAAAAAAAAAGGAAGAAAAGUAAAGAAAAAGACUGGCAAAAGUGUGUACAAAAAGAGAAACAGAAAAGAAAAAGACCAACAAAGUACCUGGAGCAACUUUUUUUUUCUGUGCAGCGUGCCGGCAUUUCGAAACUGUACGUGUAUUUGUAUGUAUAUGUGAUUGUAUGUAUAAAUCAACAAUUGCACACACCAGCAUCUCAGAGCGAACUCAUUCAGUUCAUAAGUGGUUCGAUGACAAGUUCAUAAGAACGUUUGGUAUCGUAUCAUAAGAACGUUUGGUAUCGUAUCAUAAGAACGUUUGGUAUCGUAUCAUAAGAACUUUCGGUAUCGAUAAUCGACGAGAACUAGCAGAACUAAUUCUGUUAGAAUAUUAUAAGUUCCAAAGAACUCAACGGCUAUUCAUUUUGACUACGAACAAUGGCAAACGAUUUUACUUUAUCGUUUGGGGAUAUUCUUAAGGAUGCCCACCACAUUCACGAAUACAGAGGAGACCAUUCAAGAGCUCUAUCAUCAUUCAUUCGUGAAGUGGAGAUGAUAUUUUCUGUAUUACCUCCGACAACUACUGCAGGAGCCUACGUGUUUCACCGUGUCGUACUCAACAAAAUCCAAGGCGGAGCUCUACAUGUUGUGAGAACCAUUGAGAACUCCGAGCCGUCGUGGGAUGACAUCAAGAAGAUUCUUAUUCGGAAUUUUGGCGUAAAGGAGUCCUACAAUCAACUUUACCAAGAAGCGUUUAUGCUAAGUAACAAUAACAAUAUUACAGAGUAUUUUAAGUCUUUAAGAAGUAUAAUGUGUAAAAUUAAUGAAAAAUACGAAUACGAUAACGUAAAGCAUUCUGAAUUUAGUCCCAAAAAUGUUGAAGAAGCUAUGUUAAGAACAUUCUUGAAAAAUAUUGAUGUAAAUUUAGCUUCAGUCAUAAUUAAUAGAAAUGUAAACAAUUUAAGAGAAGCUUUUGAUUUAUUGGAAACUGAAGGUCUUAUUAGAACCCAAAAUGUUAAAACAAAAUUUUCUCAAAGUAAUGCAAAUAAUACAAAUAAUCAAAGAGACCGAUUCAACAAAGUAAAUUAUAAUAAUCAAGAUCAGAAUGCAAACCACAACAAUAAUUCCCAAAAUGUAAAAGCUUAUUCAGGGAACUUUCGAUCAGGAAUACAAAAUUUAAAUUCAAAUCAGAACGGUACAAAUCAACAAAGCCAUAUUUCAAAAAUGGAAAUCGAUCAUGUCGAGGUAGAUAAAACUAACUGUAGCCAAUUUAAAAAUAAUAACGAAGAUCAAAGUAUCACUUCUGAAUCAAUGUCAGAGCCAAAGAACUGCUGUUGCCAUGCAAAUUUUCAUAUAGUUGCCUCGAAAAAUCACUUCCCUUAAUUAACGUAACGAUAAACAAUGAAAUAAUCACAGCCUUGAUUGAUACUGGUUCAACAACUUCCAUAUUAGAUAGAAAUAAAUUAGUACAAUAUCCACGAAGAACUUUGCGGCAUCCAAUAUCAUUUUCAUCUUUGAAUUCAAAAUCGCUAAUAACGCAAGAAAUUAUAACGGAUUUACCUCUUGAAUUCAAAGAAGAUGCAACAAUGAGUUGGAAAUUGGCAACAUUUAAUAACAAAUCGUUCGAUGCUAUAAUAGGUCAGAAUAUUCUCAAGCCAUUAAAUGCUGUUAUUGAUUUUUAUCACAAUACAAUUACAAUUAAUAAUAAUAUUAUCCAAUUUCAAAACAAUUCACCGUACUCUGAUGAGGUAAACCAAAUCGAACCAAUCGAAAUAGAUGAUAAAAUACAAAAAUUUCUUUUCAAUGAUUUAAAUCAAGAGGAAAACGAUGCUUUAACUAAAAUUUUAAGUACAUUUAAAACAUUAAUAUUUCUUGAAGGUCAGUGUCUUAGCAAUACAAACAUUAUCGAGCAUCAGAUAAAAACAGUAGUUGAUAAACCUGUAUAUUGUAAGAUUUAUAGAUAUCCUCAAGUACACGAACAAGAAAUUUAUAAGCAAAUUGAAGAAAUGCUACAUCAAGGAAUAAUACGUAAGAGCAAUUCUCCAUAUAAUGCCCCUCUAUGGCUUGUCCCAAAAAAAGCCGAUAAUAGUGGAACGAAAAAGUGGCGUAUAGUUAUUGACUAUCGCAAAUUGAACGAAAACACAGUAGAUGAUAAGUUUCCUAUCCCUAAUAUAGAAGGUAUAUUGGAUAAGUUAGGAAGAGCUCAAUAUUUUUCUACCAUAGAUCUCGCGAAAGGCUUUCACCAAAUUCUUGUUCAGGAACAAGACAGGGAAAAGACAGCGUUUUCUACUCCUCACGGGCAUUACGAGUUUAAUCGAAUGCCAUUCGGGCUCAAAAACGCUCCUGCCACAUUUCAACGCCUCAUAAACACAGUCUUAAAAGAAGAAAUAAAUAGAAUUUGUGUAGUCUAUCUUGACGACGUUCUUAUUUUUUCUACUAGUUUAUCAGAACAUGUUGGCCACAUUCGUACAAUUUUUAAAAAACUCUCUGAAGCAAAUCUUAAGAUUCAAAUCAACAAAUGCAAAUUCUUUUCAAAAGAAACUCAGUUUUUAGGUCAUGUUUUAACCCCCGAAGGAGUUAGGCCUAACCCAGAAAAAGUUAACAGCAUUCUUCAGAUUAAAAUUCCAAGAAAUAUUAAGCAAAUUAGAGCUUUCCUAGGAAUCACAGGGUACUAUAGAAAGUUUAUAAAGGAUUUCUCUCAAGUAGCUUAUCCAUUAAUUAAAUGCCUUAAAAAAGAUGCCAAGAUAGAUGUUAACGAACCCAACUUCAUAAUUGCAUUUGAAAAAUUAAAAAGAAUCAUAACUGAGGCACCGGUACUUAAAUAUCCAGAUUUCAAAAAGAAAUUUCAGCUUAUUACUGAUGCUAGUAAUAUUGCUUUAGGUGCGGUUCUGCAACAAGAUAAUCAUCCAAUUUGUUACGCAAGCCGUACAUUGAAUGAUCAUGAGAAAAACUAUUCUUCCAUACAAAAGGAACUACUAGCUAUCGUAUGGGCAACAGCUUAUUUCCGCCCAUAUCUCUAUGGAGUUAAAUUCGAUAUUUUGUCCGAUCACCAACCACUUAAGUGGCUGCUAAUUAAGUAUAACGGAAAAGAACUAAAUGAAAUACUUUAUAGAUGGCUUGUUAGGCUCAGUGAAUUUAAUAUAAACGUAUCGUACAUAAAAGGAAAAGAUAACCGGGUAGCUGAUUUUUUAAGUCGAAUAAGUAACGAUGAAAUUUGUGCCGUAAAUACAGCUGAAUCCUGUAGCUCUUUAGAAAACAAUGUUGAUGAAAUCGGUACACAACAUACACAAGCUGAAGACUUUGUGGACACAACUAUUUUAGGUAAUUUAGAAACAGUUGUUAAUAGGUUUAAGAUACAAAUCAUUCUGACAGAUAAAAAAACAGUUGAAUUUGAAUAUAAGAAUAAAAAUAAGAAAAUUUAUUUAAGUUUAAAUGAUCUCGAUAAUAAAAUGGAAGAAAUUUUGAAGCAUCACAUCAUAAAAGGCAAAGUAGGAAUAUUCAGUGAAUAUAACGAUCAUCAGUACAAUAAAUUUCAAAACAAAAUUAUCCAAAUUUUUGAAGGUAAUAAAAAUGUAAAAUUUGUAAAAUGCUCAUUUCACGCAAAAGACAUUGAAAACGAAGAAGAAGUGUAUAAAGAAAUUGAACGAUUCCAUAAAUAUGAUACUGGUCAUUCAGGUAUAAAUGAAAACUACCAAAGCUUAAAAAAGAUUAUUUAUUUUCCAAAACUUCAACAUUACAUCCAAAAGUAUAUUAACAAUUGUGAUAUUUGUAAUCAAUGUAAAUAUGAUAGGAACCCGGUAAAAGAAAAAUUUAAGUAUACAGAAACACCAAACGAUAUAAAAAAAAUUGUUCAUAUGGAUAUCUAUACAAACUCAAAGUGUAAUUUUCUAACUUUCAUUGAUCGAUUUUCAAAAUUUGCUACUGCUUUCUACCUUGAGGAUCGCAACAAUCAAACAAUAAUCGAAAAAAUUCGUUUGUACAAAUCCCAAAGAGGAAACUUUGAAAAAUUAGUAACGGAUAAUGAAUUUAAUAGUGUAAAUAUAAAAGAAUAUUUAAGAAAUGAAAAUAUAGAAGUUCAUUUUGUAAAACCGAACAGUCACACUGGCAAUGCAGACGUUGAAAGAUUCCACAAUACUUUAACAGAAAAGAUAAGAAUAAUAUACCUUGAAAACAAAGAUCUCUCAAUCAAAGAUAAAGUUAGUAAAGCUAUAGAAUAUUAUAAUAACAGUUAUCACUCAACAAUACAAAACACGCCAAUGAAUAUUGAAUAUGGAAAUUGUGACAAAAAAAUUAUACGUGAUAACAUUCUAAAAUAUAAGGAAAAUUACAUUACAUCGUUAAAUCAAACCAGAGAAAAUUUUGAAGAAACAAGAAAUGAAGGAUAUAUAAAAAACUAUAAAUCGUUAAGACACAAAAAUGAACCUAAAUAUAGAAAAUUUAAUUUAAACAAUGUACAUAGCUCCAACAUAAAAAGAAAGAAGAAAUAUCAGACUUCAAAUGUAACGUAAUCUAAUUUAAGUCCUAACAAUUAAGUAUAUUUUCUUUUGUAAAACUCAGGAGAGUCUUAACUUAAGCGAUGGGAAGUUAUGUACUCAGAGCUUUCGUUCUCUUCAUUUGACAUCUAACAAGAGAGAGAGAUCACAAGCUCUCUCAAUCACGUACCACACAUAAAAAGCUUUUGAGCUCACUUCUAGAGCAGAUGCGAGCAAGAACGCUACAAGAAAACCAAACUGAAGUCAUAAGAAAAUAAAGUGAAUUAAUAAAAAAAUAAAUAAAACAUAAAUUUUAUUUAAAACAAUAUUAACAUAACACUGUUAACAAAACUCGCGCGCUGUUAUUACUGUGCGCUGCUUAACAGUGUACGUAAUGUUAAUUCAGCUGUAGGGCUCGAUAGAAUAUCGAUAUAUUGAUAAUAAAUUUCAUACGAGUGAACUUUUCUUUUAAAUAAUCGUAUUAAUAAAUUGUUUUAAUAUAUGUAA
This is a messenger RNA of Drosophila nasuta, 6570 nucleotides long. RefSeq names its product Testis EndoG-Like 3 (gene Tengl3). Bases 57 to 1082 code for a protein of 341 amino acids. Gene Ontology annotation, biological process: apoptotic DNA fragmentation. Gene Ontology annotation, cellular component: nucleus; mitochondrial inner membrane. Lineage: Eukaryota; Metazoa; Arthropoda; Insecta; Diptera; Drosophilidae. The transcript has 3 exons. Gene Ontology annotation, molecular function: metal ion binding; single-stranded DNA endonuclease activity; RNA endonuclease activity. The record is from RefSeq and is a predicted model, not a curated record.